CAAAUGCUGCAAAUACUGGCCAGAUGACACAGAGAUAUAUAAAGACAUUAAAGUCACCCUAAUAGAAACAGAGCUACUGGCAGAAUAUGUGAUAAGAACAUUUGCUGUUGAAAAGAGAGGCGUUCAUGAAAUCCGGGAGAUCAGACAGUUUCACUUCACUGGCUGGCCGGAUCAUGGGGUCCCCUACCAUGCCACUGGCCUGCUGGGAUUUGUCCGGCAGGUCAAAUCCAAGAGCCCGCCCAAUGCAGGCCCAUUGGUGGUGCAUUGCAGUGCUGGUGCAGGAAGGACUGGCUGCUUCAUUGUUAUUGACAUUAUGCUGGACAUGGCCGAAAGGGAAGGGGUGGUGGACAUCUAUAACUGUGUCAGAGAGCUACGGUCUCGGAGAGUGAACAUGGUGCAGACAGAGGAGCAGUAUGUAUUUAUCCAUGAUGCAAUCCUAGAAGCCUGUCUUUGUGGUGACACCUCCAUCCCUGCUUCCCAAGUUAGAUCUCUGUAUUAUGACAUGAACAAACUGGACCCACAGACAAACUCAAGCCAGAUCAAAGAGGAAUUCCGGACCCUAAACAUGGUGACACCAACGCUGCGUGUGGAAGACUGCAGCAUCGCACUCCUUCCCCGGAACCACGAGAAGAACAGAUGCAUGGACAUCCUGCCCCCAGACCGCUGCCUGCCUUUCCUCAUCACCAUCGAUGGCGAGAGCAGCAACUAUAUUAAUGCUGCCCUGAUGGACAGCUAUAAACAGCCUUCAGCCUUUAUAGUCACCCAGCAUCCUUUACCAAACACAGUCAAGGACUUCUGGAGACUAGUCUUGGAUUAUCACUGCACAUCAGUAGUUAUGCUCAAUGAUGUGGAUCCUGCCCAGUUGUGUCCUCAGUACUGGCCUGAAAAUGGAGUCCACAGGCAUGGUCCCAUCCAGGUAGAGUUUGUGUCUGCCGACUUAGAAGAGGACAUCAUCAGCAGAAUAUUCCGGAUUUAUAAUGCUGCCAGGCCCCAAGAUGGAUAUCGGAUGGUACAACAGUUCCAGUUUCUGGGUUGGCCAAUGUACAGGGACACACCAGUGUCCAAGCGUUCCUUCUUGAAGCUUAUUCGCCAAGUGGACAAGUGGCAGGAGGAAUACAAUGGUGGUGAAGGCCGCACCGUAGUGCAUUGCUUGAAUGGGGGAGGCCGCAGUGGCACAUUUUGUGCCAUCAGCAUCGUCUGUGAGAUGCUCCGGCACCAGAGAACUGUGGAUGUCUUCCAUGCUGUCAAGACACUAAGAAACAACAAGCCCAACAUGGUGGACCUUCUGGAUCAAUACAAGUUCUGCUACGAAGUGGCCCUGGAAUACUUGAAUUCUGGCUGAUGGCAUCAACAGCUCUGCAGAUGACCCCUCCCUACCACAAAGCCAAGAUGUUCCGUGGUAUUUGUGUAGAUGAGAUGAAGAUUUCUCAAUAUGCUUAUUUUGCUUUGCAUAAUUGGCUCUUUUUUAAGAGCCUGAGCCCAAGAAAGUGUUUAUAAAACUGCUUGCACUGCCCAAUUCCCAGUAAAUGCUGCUGCCUGACAGAAACACACAGCAUACAGUCAUCAGAUACUGUACUCCUUGUCACUGGCCUGUUAGAGCGGCAUAGACAUUUGGUCAUCCGAAGAGCACAAUUAUAUUCUUAUGAAGGAAUUUGUACCUUUGGAGUAUUUUUUUGUGGCCUGUGAUCCUUUGUCAUUGUGACAGCUGACUGUAUGUUUUUGUUCUGUGGAGAAUGCUGCCUGGCAUUAUGAUAAUAUAUUAUUUUAGUUAAUAUUUGUAUUUUAACAUGUCACAUAAUAUAAGCUUAUGUAGCUUUCCAGGACUAACAGAUAAAGAUGUAAUGAACAAACCUAUGUCAUAAGAGUGGUGGUUUCUAUCAGAUUUGUAUUGUUUCCAAGGGAAAAGCUUGGGAGGACUUAGUUCAGAUAUGCAACACAGUCAGAUUCGCAGAUCCAAAGCUUUUCCAUUUGUUUAUAUUGUAAAUAUUUUUGAUUUCAUCAAAUUAUUUAUUCAUUAAAAGAAAUUUUUGUGAAGCACA
Molecule: messenger RNA, 2039 nt
Organism: Castor canadensis (American beaver)
Lineage: Eukaryota; Metazoa; Chordata; Mammalia; Rodentia; Castoridae
Source: RefSeq, a predicted model, not a curated record